Messenger RNA from Odobenus rosmarus divergens (Pacific walrus), 14553 nucleotides. Its product is annotated as mucin 5B, oligomeric mucus/gel-forming. The transcript is spliced from 66 exons. Lineage: Eukaryota; Metazoa; Chordata; Mammalia; Carnivora; Odobenidae. The record is from RefSeq and is a predicted model, not a curated record. Gene Ontology annotation, molecular function: protein binding. Gene Ontology annotation, cellular component: extracellular matrix. Bases 1 to 14553 code for a protein of 4850 amino acids.
AUGGGUGUCGGCGGGAGGAAGCUGGCCCCACUCUGGGCCCUGGCCCUCACCCUGGCCUGUGCCCAGCACACAGGCCAGGCCCAGGAUGGCUCUGUGGAACAUGGCCACAGGUCCCCAGACCUUCCCGUCCCCCAGGAGCUUGGUGCCCGCAUUCCUGCAGGCCACCCGCUCCGUGGGAUGACCUUCCUGCCCCCUCUGAGGACAGCCCCAGUGGUGCGAGCCCGGAACCCCGCGCACAACGGGCGCGUGUGUAGUGCCUGGGGCGACUUCCACUACAAGACCUUUGACGGCGACGUCUUCCGCUUCCCGGGCCUGUGCAACUACGUCUUCUCGGCGCACUGCGGCGCCGCCUACGAGGACUUCAACGUCCAGCUGCGCCGCGGCCAGGCGUCCAACGCCACCACGGUCAUCAGCGUCACCAUGAAGCUUGAUGGCAUGGUCGUCCAGCUGACCAAGAGCUCCAUCCUGGUCAACGGCCGCCCAACUCAGCUGCCCUUUAGCCAGUCCGGGGUCCUCAUUGAGUUCAGCAGCAGCUACUUGAAGGUGGUGGCCAAGCUGGGCCUGGUCUUCAUGUGGAGCCAAGAUGACAGCCUCCUGCUGGAGCUGGACCCCAAGUACGCCAACCAGACCUGUGGGCUCUGUGGAGACUUCAGUGGCCAGCCAGUGUUCAAUGAGUUCUUCUCCCACGGUGUCAAGCUAACCCCCAUCGAGUUUGGGAACCUGCAGAAGAUGGACGGCCCCACGGAGCAGUGUCAGGACCCUGUCCUUGUACCCCUGAGGGACUGCUCCCCUGGCACUGGCAUCUGCGAGGAGAUCCUGAGUAGCUGGAUGUUCUCGGGCUGCCGCGCUCUGGUGGACGCCCGCAGCUACGUGCAGGCCUGCCGGCAGGACCUCUGCCUCUGUGAGAACGCUACCCACGCCAGCUGCAUCUGCCACACGCUCGCCGAGUACUCCCGCCAGUGCGCCCACGCUGGGGGGCAGCCCCUGGACUGGAGGGGCCCCCACCUCUGCCCCCAGACCUGCCCCCUCAACAUGGAGUAUCACGAGUGCGGCUCGCCCUGUGCGGACACCUGCUCCAACCUGGAGCACUCCCAGCUCUGCGAAGACCACUGUGUGGCCGGCUGCUUCUGCCCCGAGGGGAUGGUGUUGGAUGACCUCGGCCAGGCCGGCUGCAUCCCUGCAACCCAGUGCUCCUGUGUGUACAACGGGGCCGUCUACGCUCCAGGAGCCAGCUAUGCCACAGACUGCACCAACUGCACCUGCUCCGGGGGCCAGUGGAGCUGCCAGGAGCUGCCGUGCCCGGGCACCUGCUCAGUGCUGGGGGGCCCCCACUUCUCCACGUUUGACGAGAGGCAGUACACAGUGCACGGGGACUGCAGCUACGUGCUGGCCAAGCCCUGUAAGAGCAGUGCCUUCACUGUGCUGGCCGAGGUGCGCAGGUGUGGCCGGACAGACACUGAGACCUGCCUGAGGAGCCUGACGCUGAGCCUGGGCGGGGGGCACACGGUCAUCACGGUCAAGGCCAGCGGGGAGGUGUUUGUGAACCAGAUCUACACCCAGAUGCCCAUCUCAGCAGCCAACGUCACGCUCUUCAGACCCUCAACCUUUUUCAUCGUCGCCCAGACCAACCUGGGCCUGCAGUUGAGUAUCCAGCUGGUGCCUAUGAUGCAGGUGUUCGUGAGGCUGGGGCCCGAGCUCCGCGGGCUGACCUGCGGCCUGUGCGGGAACUUCAACCAGAACCAGGCCGAUGACUUCCGGACCCUCAGCGGCGUGGUGGAGGGCACGGCCGCUGCCUUCGCCAACACCUGGAAGACCCAAGCCACCUGCCCCAACGUCAAGAACAGCUUCGAGGACCCCUGCUCCCUCAGCGUGGAGAACGCCCCCAGGAUGGGUGCCCCAAGCGGGUGCCUGGUGCUGGCCUGGGCCCUCACAGCCCUGCUCUUGGUGCAGAAGACAGAGACCCAGGGCAGCGUGGAGCCCAGCCAGGCCAGCACAGAGGCUGCCACGCACAGUCAGAGGGCGGACGUCGCUUGGAGCGUGACCGUCAUCCCGCCCAUCACCGUCUUGCCCACCAUAAGCUGUGAGUGGACGCUGCCCACUGCUGACGGGGUGGGGGUGGGGGCUCACAGAUCUGGGGGGGACGGCUGCCCGCGGGUGGCUGGGCGAGGCUGGUGGCAUCUGCCGGGGCCCCAGCACGCUCUCCCCACAGCCCGGAACCCCGCGCACAACGGGCGCGUGUGUAGCACCUGGGGCGACUUCCACUACAAGACCUUCGACGGCGACGUCUUCCGCUUCCCGGGCCUGUGCAACUACGUCUUCUCGGCGCACUGCGGCGCCGCCUACGAGGACUUCAACAUCCAGCUGCGCCGCGGCCAGCCCGGCUCCAGGCCCACCAUCACCCACAUCAUCCUCAACACGCAGGGGCUGGUGCUGGAGGCCUCCAACGGCUCCAUCCUCAUCAAUGGGCAGCGGGGGGAGCUGCCCUACAGCCGCGCGGGCCUGCUGGUGGAGCAGAGCAGCAUCUACGUCAAGGUCACUGUCCGGCUGAUGCUGACUUUCAUGUGGAACAGAGAGGGCAGUGCCCUGCUGGAGCUGGACCCCAAGUACGCCAACCAGACGUGUGGUCUGUGCGGGGACUUCAACGGGCUCCCGGCGGUCCAAGAGUUCUACUCCCAUAACGCCAGGCUGACCCCUCUGCAGUUCGGGAAUCUACAGAAGCUGGACGGGCCCACAGAGCAGUGCCAGGACCCCCUGCCUUCCCCGGCCAGCAACUGCACAGACGGGGAGGGCAUCUGCCACCGCACCCUAUUCGGCCGGGCCUUUGCGGGGUGCAACAAGCUGGUGGACCCCGCCGCGUAUGUGGCCGCCUGCACCCAGGACCUGUGUCGCUGCCCCACCUGCCCCUGUGCCACCUUCGCAGAGUACUCCCGCCAGUGCGCCCACGCGGGGGGACAGCCCCAGAACUGGAGGGCCCCGGACCUCUGCCCCCAGACCUGCCCCCUCAACAUGCAGCACCAUGAGUGCGGCUCGCCCUGCGUGGACACCUGCUCCAACCCCCAGCGCUCCCAGCUCUGCGAGGACCACUGCGUGGACGGCUGCUUCUGCCCCCCAGGCAGGUCCUGCACGGUGCUGGAUGACGUCACCCACAGGGGCUGCCUGCCCCUAGAACAGUGCCCCUGCACCCACGGCGGCCACACCUACGCCCCGGGGGCCUCCUUCACCACCAUCUGCAGCGCCUGCACCUGCUCCGCGGGGCUGUGGCAGUGCCAGAACCUUCCGUGCCCUGGCACCUGCUCUGUCCAGGGUGGGUCCCACAUCUCCACCUAUGACGAGAGGCUCUACGACGUGCACGGAGACUGCAGCUAUGUCCUGUCCAAGACGUGUGCCGGGAACAGCUUCAGCGUGCUGGCCGAGCUGCGCAAGUGUGGCCUGACGGACAACGAGAACUGCCUCAAAUCAGUGGCGCUGAGCAUGAAUGGCGGGGACACGAUCAUCCAGAUCCAGGCCAACGGCGGAGUGUUCCUGAACUCCAUCUACACGCAGCUGCCUAUGUCAGCAGCCAACAUCACGAUCUUCAGGCCCACCUCCUUCUUCGUCCUGGUGCACACGGGCCUUGGGCUGCAGCUGCAGGUGCAGCUGGUACCACUCAUGCAGCUGUUCCUCAGGCUGGAGCCCUCCUACCACGGACAGAUGUGCGGCCUGUGCGGGAACUUCAACCAGAACCAGGCCGAUGACUUCCGGACCCUCAGCGGCGUGGUGGAGGGCACGGCCGCCGCCUUCGCCAAUACCUGGAAGACCCAGGCCGCGUGCCCCAACGUCAAGAACAGCUUCGAGGACCCCUGCUCCCUCAGCGUGGAGAACGAGAACUACGCCCAGCACUGGUGCUCCUUGCUGACCGACCCGGCGGGAGCCUUCUUCCGCUGCCACUCUGUCCUCAACCCCGCGCCCUUCUACUCGAACUGCAUGUUUGACACGUGUAACUGUGAGAAGAGCGAGGACUGUCUGUGCGCGGCCCUGUCCUCCUACGUGCACGCCUGCGCCGCCAAGGGGGUGCUGCUCAGCGGCUGGAGGGACGGCGUGUGCACCAAGUAUGUGAGCAGCUGCCCCAAGUCCCAGCACUACAGCUAUGUGGCACACGGCUGCCAGCCCUCCUGCCGCGCUCUGAGCCAGGUGGACGUCACCUGCGGCAUCUCCUUCGUGCCGGUGGACGGAUGCAUCUGCCCCCCGGGCACCUUCCUGGACGACUCGGACUCCUGCGUGUCUGCCGACGCCUGCCCCUGCUACUUCCGUGGCUCUGUGGUGGCUCCGGGGGACGUGGUGCAUGACAACGGCGUGGUCUGCUCGUGUGCGGGUGGGAAGCUGAGUUGUCUGGGAGCGGCGGAGCAGAAGAGCUCAGGGUGUGCGGCCCCCAUGGUGUACCUGGACUGCAACAAUGCCUCGGCGGGCAUGCCCGGGGCUGAGUGUCUCAGGAGCUGCCACACGCUGGACGUGGACUGUUUCAGCACCCACUGCGUGUCUGGCUGCGUCUGCCCCCCGGGGCUGGUGUCGGACGGGAGUGGGGGCUGCGUGGCCGAGGAGGACUGCCCCUGUCUGCACAAUGAGGCCACCUACAAGCCCGGGGACACCAUCAGGGUUGACUGUAACAUCUGCACGUGCAGGAACCGCAGGUGGGAGUGCAGCCGCAAGCCCUGCCUGGGCACCUGCGUGGCCUACGGGGACGGCCACUUCAUCACCUUCGAUGGGGAGCGGUACAGCUUCGAGGGGAGCUGUGAGUACACACUGGCCCAGGACUACUGUGAGGGCAACGGCACCGCCAACGGCACCUUCCGCGUGGUCACCGAGAACGUCCCCUGCGGGACCACGGGCGUCACUUGCUCCAAGGCCAUCAAGCUGUUCCUGGAGCUGGCCCCUCUAGUCCCUGCAACCACUACCUCCGUGUGCCCUCUGCAGAACUAUGAGCUGGUCUUGCAUGAGGGCACCUACAAGGUGGUGCAGUGGGGCCUGGGCGGGAACCUGCCCUACAAGGUCCGGUACAUGGGCAUCUACCUGACCGUGGAGACUCACAGUGGCCUGGUGCUGUCCUGGGACCGGAAGACAAGCCUGUUCAUCCGACUGCAGCAGGACUACAAGGGCCGGGUCUGCGGGCUGUGUGGGAACUUUGACGACAACGCCGUCAAUGACUUCACCACGCGGAGCCAGUCCGUGGUGAGCAGCGCCCUGGAGUUCGGCAACAGCUGGAAGUUCUCCCCAUCCUGCCCCGACGCCCCGGCCCCCAGGGACCCCUGCACCGCCAACCCGUACCGCAAGUCCUGGGCCCAGAAGCAGUGCAGUAUCAUCAACAGCGCCACCUUCGCCACCUGCCACGCCCACGUCGACCCCGCCAAGUACUACGAGGCCUGCGUGGGUGACGCGUGCGCCUGUGACUCGGGGGGUGAUUGUGAGUGUUUCUGCACGGCAGUGGCUGCCUAUGCCCAGGCCUGCCACGACGUGGGCGUGUGCGUGUCCUGGCGGACCCCGGACAUCUGCCCCCUGUUCUGUGACUACUACAACCCCGAGGGCCGGUGCGAGUGGCACUACCUGCCAUGUGGGGCGCCCUGCAUGAGGACCUGCCGGAACCCGAGCGGCCGCUGUCAGCACGACCUGCCGGGCCUGGAAGGCUGCUACCCGAAGUGCCCGCCCAGCGAGCCGUUCUUCAGUGAGGCCCAGAUGAAGUGCGUGGCCCAGUGCGGGUGCUAUGAUGAGGACGGGAACUACCACGAUGUGGGUGCCAAGGUCCCCGCGGCAGAGAACUGCCAGAGCUGUGAAUGCAGUGCUGGCGGCCUCCGGUGCACACACAGCCUUGCAGCCUGCACCUGCGUCUACGAGGGCAGGACCUACCAUUACGAGGACGUCAUCUACAACAUGACCGACGGGCUCGGCGCCUGCUUGGUAGCCACCUGCGGACACAAUGGAACGAUCCUGCGCAGGGCUGUGGAAUGUCCUGGAACCCCGUCCAUAACCCCGCCCAUCACCUCCACCACUGCCGCGGCCACGCUCUCCUCGACAGGCUCAGUCCCCACCGUCUCCACCGUGUGUGUGUAUGAGCUCUGCCUCUGGUCCGACUGGUUCGACGGCGGCCCCCCAGAGCCUGGCAUGGCAGGUGGGGAUUUUGAGACGUUUGUGGACCUGAGGCAGAGGGGCUACCAGGUGUGCCUGGCCCCGGCGAGCAUCGAGUGCCGGGCACAGAAGCUCCCCGACACCCCGCUGCAGCAGCUGGGCCAGAAGGUGAAGUGCGAUGUGGCCCGGGGGCUGACCUGCCUCAACAGAGAGCAAAGCCCCCCGCUCUGUCACAACUAUGAGCUGCGGGUCCUCUGCUGUGACUACCUGCCCUGCGGCACCUCCCCUGGGGCCACCACCUGGCAGCCACCGGCCAGGUCCCUGUCCACCCCCGCCACGCAGACCCCACCUGCAGAGCCCACCACGAUAGGAAGCCUGGCGCCAAGCAGCUCCCUGGCCUUGACCACCACCUCCUGCCGGCCCCGGUGUCAGUGGACGGAGUGGUUCGACGAGGACUACCCCAAGUCUGAGGAGGCUGGGGGGGACAUCGAGUCGUAUGACAAGAUUAGGAGCGCGGGAGGGGCCGUGUGUGAGCAGCCUCUGGACAUAGAGUGCCAGGCCGAGAACUUCCCUGGCAGGAGCCCUGCGGAGCUGGGCCAGCGUGUGCUCUGUGACGCCAGCUUCGGCCUGGUAUGCAGGAACGAGGAGCAGGUGGGCCUGUUCAGGAUGUGCUACAACUACAGGAUCCGUGUGCUCUGCUGCAGCCACGACCACUGCACGGAGCCCACCACCGGGCCACGGACGCAGACCACCGUGCAGAGAACCACAGGGGGCCCCUCCAGGGCGACCCUACCUAUCCACACGACUUCUGCAGUGAUGGGAGCCACAACAGGCACUGUGGCCACCAGCCCCCCAUCCACCCCACCCACAGAGAUGCGCACGACCACAGCAAGGACAUCACUGGGAGCCCUGGGAACCACCACGCAGGGCACGACGGGCUGUCAGCCCCAGUGCGAGUGGACAGACUGGUUUGACGUGGACUUCCCAACCUCAGGGGUCGAGGGUGGGGACCUGGAGACCUUUGACAACAUCAGGGCUGCUGGGGGCAUGCUGUGCGAGGAGCCCCAGAAGAUCGAGUGCCGUGCAGAGAACUACCCUGAGGUCAGCAUCGACCAGAUCGGACAGGUGCUGAGCUGCAGCCUGCACGUGGGGCUGGUGUGCAAGAACGAGGACCAGAAGGGGCCUUUCAACAUGUGCUUCAACUACAACAUCCGUGUGUUCUGCUGCCACCCAACCCCACACUGCCCCAACACUGGGGGCCCCACGUCGCCAACCACAGCGUCUGGCCAGACCCAUGCCUCCUCCCCUAGGACCACCCUGAGGGUCACUAGCCCCAGAUCCCUGACAGGCCCCUCCUCCCCUGGGACCACGCUGAGGAUCACUAGCCCCACCUCCCAGACAGGCCCCCGCUCCCCUGGGACCACCCUGAGGGUCACUAGCCCCACCUCCCAGACAGGACCCUCCUCCCCUGGGACCACCCUGAGGGUCACUAGCCCCACCUCCCAGACAGGACCCUCCUCCCCCGGGACCACCCUGGGGGUCACUGGCCUCACCUCCCAGAUAACGCUUGCUACGCCUGCCAGGACCACAGAGAGGGUCUCCAGCCCCAGUCCCUCUGCCUCCCUGAGGACCCCGAUGGCCACCACCAAGCCCACCUCACCCAGUGCACCCACCACAGUCCCCGUGGUGACCUCCAGCACGUGGAUCCCCCCAAGGUCCACGCCCAGCACGGCCACCCUCGGGACCACGCUGCUCUCCACGGUCCCACCGCCCAGCUCCACCACGCACUCCCUGGCCACCUCGUCCUCCACGGGCUGCAGCCUUCGGUGCACGUGGACAGACUGGUUCGACGAGGACUACCCCAUACCGGGCCUGGAUGGCGGGGACUUCGAGACCUUCUCGGUUUUCCGCUCAGCGGGGCACGACUUCUGCCAGCGCCCCCGGGACAUCCAGUGCCGAUCGGAAAAGGCACCGGACGCGCGUCUGGAGGACUUGGGCCAGGUGGUCCAGUGCAACGUGAGCUUCGGGCUGGUGUGCCGCAACCGUGAGCAGCCGGGGCCCCUGCCCUACUGCCACAACUACCACGUGCGCAUUCUCUGCUGUGAGGAUGCUGGCCACUGCACCAGCACCACGGCCACGGGGGCCACCACGCCGUCCCCAGCGACGCCCACCACGGGGGCCACCACGCCAUCCCCAGGCACGCCCACCACGGGGACCACCACAGCGUCCCCAGCGACGCCCACCCUGGGUGCCACCACGCCGUCCCCAGCGACGCCCACCACGGGGGCCACCACGCCAUCCCCAGUGAUGCCCACCACGGGUGCCACCACGCCGUCCCCAGGUACGCCCACCACGGGGGCCACCACGCCGUCCCCAGUGACACCCACCACAGGGGCCACUGCUCUGUCCCCAGGCACACCCACCACGGGGGCCACCACGCCAUCCCCAGGCACGCCCACCACGGGGGCCACCACGCCGUCCCCAGCCACGCCCACCACGGGGGCCACCACGCCGUCCCCAGCCACGCCCACCACGGGGGCCACCACGCCGUCCCCAGUGACGCCCACCACGAGGGCCACGACACCAUUCCACUCCAUGCCCGUCAUCCCGGUCUCCACGGCCUCCACACUCAGCCCCCACAGCAGUGCGUCCACACCCUGGCACUCCAAGACCUCGCCCGGACUCCCCAGUGCCGUGCCCAGCACAGCCCCAGCAGCCUCCAGCACAGGGCCCAGCCCCAGAGCCUCCCUAUCACCCCCCACGUCCACGGCCUGUGAGCCCCGCUGUGCCUGGACGGACUGGCUAGACGAGAGCUACCCGGUGCCGGGGGCCUCUGGUGGGGACUUCGAGACCUACGCCAACCUCCGGGCCAUGGGCAAAGCCAUCUGCAAGCAGCCGCUGGAGCUGCAGUGCCGGGCAGAGGGGCGGCCAGAGACGCCCCUGCAGGAGCUGGGCCAGGUGGUGCGCUGCAGCCUGGAGGAUGGCCUGGUGUGCCGCAAUCAGGACCAGGCCGGCCCGUUCAAGAUGUGCCUCAACUACCACAUCCGCGUGCUCUGCUGUGAGGACUACAGCCACUGCCCCAGCACCCUGGCCACCACCGUGGUCAGCUCGCAGGGCACCAGCCCAGGUCUGACCCCCAUGCUGGCCACCAGCACCAUGGCAUCCAGUCCUAUGGCCCCCAGCACCGGCCAGACUGCGGCCACCUCCACGUGCCAGCCCACCUGCCACUGGACCACCUGGCUGGACAGUGACCAGCCCCUGCCCGGCCGCUACGGGGGUGACAUCGAGACCUACUACCACAUCCAGGAUGCUGGCAGCCAGCUCUGUGCGGAGCCCGAGGCCAUCGAGUGCCAGGCUGUGCUCUACCCAAACGUGCCCGUGAGGCGGCUGGGCCAGGACGUGCGGUGUGACGUGAACUACGGGCUCAUCUGUAGGAACAACUGGCAGAAGGGGGGCCGCACCUGCCUCAACUACCACAUCCGCGUGCUCUGCUGUGAGGACAAGAGCCCCUGUACCAGCUCCCCGGCCACGGAGCCCACCAGCACCAGCACUCGACAAAGGUCAUCGGGGGUCACUGGGCUGUGGGCCACGACCACCCACCCCCCUUCCCCUGGGACCACCCUGGGGGUCACUAGCCUCACCUCCCAGACAGGACGCUCCUCGCCUGGGGCCACCCUGAAGGUCACUAGCCCCACCUCCCAGACAGGACACUCUUCCCCAGGGACCACCCUGGGGGUCACUAACCCCACCUCCCAGCCAGGACCCUCCUCCCCCGGGACCACCCUGCGGGUCACUAGCCUCACCUCCCUGACAGGACCCUCCUCCCCCGGGACCACCCGGGGGGUCACUAGCCCCACCUCCCAGACUGGACCUUCUCCCACAGGGACCAUCGAGAGGGUCCCGAGCUCCACCUCCCAGACAGGACCCUCCUCCCCUGGGACUACCCUGAGGGUCACUAGCCUCACCUCCCAGACAGGACCCUCUUCCCCGGGGACCACCCUUGGGGUCACUAGCCUCACCUCCCAGACAGGACCCUCUUCCCUGGGGACCACCAUGAGGGUCACUAGCCCCAGAUCCCUGACAGGCCCCUCCUCCCCUGGGACCACGCUGAGGAUCGCUAGCCCCACCUCCCAGCCAGGCCCCUCCUCCCCCGGGACCACCCUGGGGGUCACUAGCCCCACCUUCCAGACAGGACCCUCCUCCCCCGGGACCACCCUGAGGGUCACUAGCCCCACCUCCCAGCCAGGACCCUCCUCCCCUGGGACCACCCUGAGGGUCACUAGCCCCAGCUCCCAGACCGGACCUUCCUCCCCCGGGACCACCCUGGGGGUCACUAGCCCCACCUCCCAGACAGGCCCCUCCUCCCCCGGGACCACCCUGGGGGUCACUAGCCUCACCUCCCAGAUACCCCACCACGCCGUCCCCAGCGACGCCCACCACGGGGGCCACCACGCCGUCCCCUCCCCCGGGACCACCCUGAGGGUCACUAGCCCCACCUCCCAGACAGGACCCUCUUCCCCGAAGACCACCCUGGGGGUCACUAGCCUCACCUCCCAGACCGGACCUUCUUCCCCUGGGACCACCCUGAGGGUCACUGGCCCCACCUCCCAGACAGGACCCUCCUCCCCUGGGACCACCCUGAGGGUCACUAGCCCCACCUCCCAGACAGGACCCUCCUCCCCUGGGACCACCCAGGGGGGUCCUGUCUCCACCACCCAGAUGCUUGCUACGCCUGCCAGGACCACAGAGAGGGUCUCCAGCCCCAGUCCCUCUGCCUCCCUGAGGACCCCGACGGCCACCACCAAGCCCACCUCACCCAGUGCACCCACCACAGUCCCCGUGGUGACCUCCAGCACGUGGAUCCACCCAGGGUCCACGCCCAGCACGGCCACCCUCGGGACCACGCUGCUCUCCACGGUCCCGCCGCCCAGCUCCACCACGCACUCCCUGGCCACCUCGUCCUCCACGGGCUGCAGCCCACGGUGCACGUGGACAGACUGGUUCGACGAGGACUACCCCAUACCGGGCCUGGAUGGCGGGGACUUCGAGACCUUCUCGGUUUUCCGCUCAGCGGGGCACGACUUCUGCCAGCGCCCCCGGGACAUCCAGUGCCGAUCGGAAAAGGCACCGGACGCGCGUCUGGAGGACUUGGGCCAGGUGGUCCAGUGCAACGUGAGCUUCGGGCUGGUGUGCCGCAACCGUGAGCAGCCGGGGCCCCUGCCCUACUGCCACAACUACCACGUGCGCAUUCUCUGCUGUGAGGACGCUGGCCACUGCACCAGCACCACGGCCACGGGGGCCACCACGCCGUCCCCAGUGACACCCACCACGGGGGCCACCACACCAUCCCCAGCGACGCCCACCACGGGGGCCACCACGCCGUCCCCAGUGACGCCCACCACGGGGGCCACCACGCCGUCCCCAGGCACGCCCACCACGGGGGCCACCACGCCGUCCCCUGGCACGCCCAGCAUGGGGGCCACCACGCCGUCCCCAGCGACGCCCACCACGAGGGCCACCACGCUGUCCCCUGGCACGCCCACCAUGGGGGCCACCACACCGUCCCCAGCGACGCCCACCACAGGGGCCACCACGCCAUUCCACUCCAUGCCCAUCAUCCAGGUCUCCACGGCCUCCACACUCAGCCCCCACAGCAGUGCGUCCACACCCUGGCACCCCAAGACCUCGCCUGGACUCCCCAGUGCCGUGCCCAGCACAGUCCUGGCCACCUCCAGCACAGGGCCCAGCCCCAGAGCCUCCCUAUCACCCCCCACACCCGCGGCCACCAGCUCUCCGCCCGGCACCACCUUGGGCCUCUCCACGGCCACCUCCAGGGCCACGGCUACCCACACCUUGCCACCAGUGACAGUGACUACGGCGUCCACAUCUGUCUUCAGCACCACGGGGACCCCCGUGUCCCCCCGCUUGAACUUCACCACCCGCUGCCUCUGCCGGGCGUUGGGGCAGCUCUUCUCACCUGGGGACGUGGUCUACAAUAAGACAGACGGUGCGGGCUGCUCCUUCUAUGCCAUCUGCAACCAGCACUGUGACAUUGACCGCUUCCAGGACACCUGCCCCACCUCUUCGCCCCCAGAGUCCUCUUCGGCCCCCAUGACCUCGCCCUCCCAGCCUGAGGGCUGCAACCUCAUCGUCCCUCCCCGAAAGGUGAACGAGUCCUGGACCCUGUCAGACUGCACGGUGGCUCGGUGUGAGGGCCACAACCGCGUGGUCCUGCUGGGGCGGAGGCCAGUGGCCAGCAUCCACUGCGUGAACGGACACCCUCCGGUCAAAGUGUCACAGGAGAGCGAGCCAUGUGACUUCCACUUUGAGUGCGAGUGUAAGUGGUGGCGGGGUGAGGGGUGGCCGCUCUGGGCAGAGGGCAUCGGCUCCUGCAGUGGCUGGGGGGACUCGUACUACACCACCUUCGACGGCACUUCCUACUCCUUUCGGGACAACUGCACCCACGUGCUCAUGAAGGAGAUCCGCCCACGCUACGGGAACCUCAGCAUCUACAUGGACAACUACUACUGCGGGCCCACCAGGGCCACCACGGCCUCCGCCCACUGUCCCCGUGCCCUCAGCCUCCACUACAAGUCCAUGGAGGUCAUCCUCACCACCAGCACCGGCACACGCGGGCAGGAGCAGAGCCUGAUCCUGUUCGACCAAAUCCCAGUGAGCUUGGGCUUCAGCAAGAAUGGCGUGAGUGUGUCGGUGACAGGGACGACCACGAUGAGCAUCGACAUCCCUGCCAUUGGUGUGAACAUCACCUUCAACGGGCACAUCUUCCACAUCCAGCUGUCCUACAACCGCUUCAGCCACAACACCGAGGGCCAGUGCGGCACCUGCACCAACAGCCAGACGGACGACUGCCGCCAGCCCGACGGCACCAUGGCCCCCACCUGCCAAGACAUGGCCCACCGCUGGCUGGUCCCCGAGAGAGGCCGGGAGGCCUGCUGGACACCUACCCGCCCACCCCCGACGGCUGGCCCCGUGCCCUCAGCACCCAGCACGCCCGCCUCCUCCCCGUGCCCCCCCGCACCCCUCUGCGAACUGCUGCGGAGCCCGCUCUUCGCAGAGUGCCACGCCCUCAUCCCACCCGACCCGUUCGUCAGCUCCUGCAUCAGUGACAGCUGCCAGGCCGACCGCCCCGGGGCGCCCUGCCAGAGCCUGGAGGCCUACGCGGCGCUCUGCCGCGCCCGGGGCGCCUGCAGCAACUGGCGGAACGCCACCAGCGGGCUGUGCGACUUCACCUGCCCCCCCGACAAGGUGUACCAGCCCUGUGGCCCUGCACAGCCCACGACCUGCGACUCCAGGAGCCAGAGCAGAGUGGGCAGGGGGCUGGUAGAAGGCUGCUUCUGCCCCGACGGACACACCCUCUUCAACACACACACGAAUGUCUGCGUGCGCGAGUGCGCCUGUGUGGGACCAGAUGGGUUUCCCAAAUCCCCUGGGGAGCGGUGGGUCAGCAACUGCCAGGACUGUGAGUGCCAUGAGGGCUCCAUGUCAGUGCAGUGCGCCCCCGUGCAGUGCGAGGCCCCGGAGCGGCCCCCGCAGUGCUACCGGGCGGGCUUUGUGGCUGAGACCAGGCCUCUGGCCAACAACUCAUGCUGUCUGCAGAUGCUGUGCGUCUGCAACACAACCACCUGCCCCCAGAGCCCACCCAAAUGUGAGCUGGGAGAGGAGCUGAUCCGCACCCAGGAGGAGGGUGAUUGCUGCCCCAACUUCAUCUGCCGACCUCGGCUGUGUUACCACAAUCACACCGCCUAUGGGGUCGGUGCAACCUUCCCAUCCGUCACUCCCUGCCACACGUGCACCUGCCUGUCUGGGGACCCCCAGGGCCCAAUCGUGCAGUGUGAGGAGGACACCUGUAACACUACCUGCCGCCAGGGCUACGAGUACUGGAAGGUGGCCGGACAAUGCUGUGGGGAGUGCGUGCAGACAGCUUGUCCCACGGAGGACGGCUGGCUGGUCCAGCCCAACAAGACCUGGGUCAACAACCUCGUGGACAACUGCACGGAGUACCGCUGUGAGGUCAAGAACGGGCUCCACGUGCUCACUCUGAGGCCCACGCCCUGCCCGGACGUGUCCAGCUGCCAGGGCAUCCUCAGGAAAACCGGCUGCUGUUACUCCUGUGAGGAAGUGGACAAGUGCCAAGUCCACGUCAACAGAACCAUCCUGACACACCAGGACUGUGCCACCCGGGCCCCGGUCAACCUCACGUUCUGUGGGGGCUUAUGCCCCGGAGUGUCCAAGUACUCCAUGGAGGCCCAGGCUAUGGAGCACCAGUGUACCUGCUGCCAGGACGCAGAGGUUCAUGAGGAGGUGGUGACCAUGCAGUGUCCUGACGGGACCGCCAUCCAGCGCACCUACACCCACGUGGACAAGUGCAGGUGUACCUCAUCCUGCGCCCGCUCGCCCGAGGCUCCUGAGGACAGCACCCCCAUCUUCCUGACCUAG